Messenger RNA from Labeo rohita (rohu), 4538 nucleotides. Its product is annotated as NACHT, LRR and PYD domains-containing protein 12. Lineage: Eukaryota; Metazoa; Chordata; Actinopteri; Cypriniformes; Cyprinidae. The record is from RefSeq and is a predicted model, not a curated record. Gene Ontology annotation, molecular function: protein binding. The transcript has 7 exons. Bases 110 to 3070 code for a protein of 986 amino acids.
CGAAAGUGAAAGCCCAGGAAAAUAAGCGACGCCAUUUCAAGUCGAAAAACCAACAUUGGGUUUUUAACGAUAGCACGUUUUUUGACAGAAAGAGGAAUCUGGUGCCAAAAUGAGUCUCUGUGAAGAAAAAGAAGAGGAAGACACUGCCUCCAAAAUGAGUUUUUCUGAAUCAAGCUGCAAUCAACCUAUAAAGAAUCUGCCCUCUAUCUUCAGUGAUGCAGUAGAGACCUCUGACCCCAGCAGGGAGGAAAUACAAGAGCUGAUCAGAUCUGUGCCGUCCUCUAGCUCCCAUUAUCAGAGUUACAUCAGACAGGAAAAAACUGAAUCAGUCCUGGAGAAACAAACACUGGAGACUAGAGACCUGAAGAGAGUCAAAGAUCAGCACAAAACCAGCAUGAAGAACAAUUACAGCAGACUAUUUGAGGGAAUCAAACUCCAAGAGAACCAAACUCUCCUGAACAGCAUCUACACACAGCUCCACAUCAUAGAGGAGGAGAGUAUAGGAGUGAAUGAAGAACAUGAGGUUUUACAGAUGGAGAAAACUGCCAGAACAAAACACUCACAGGACACUCCAAUCUACUGCAAUGACAUCUUUAAAUCCUCACCUGAACCAGGAUGUGAGGAGAAAGACCAAAUCAAGACUGUUCUUACUAAAGGCAUCGCUGGAAUCGGAAAAACCGUCUCUGUGCAGAAAUUCAUUCUGGACUGGGCCGAGGGAAAAGACAAUCAGGAUGUAGAUUUCAUGUUUGUGCUUCCAUUUCGAGAGCUGAACUUGAUCCGAGAUCAUCAGUACAGUCUUCACAGACUUCUGCUGGACUUUCAUCCUGAACUUCAAGAUCUGGACUCAAAGAUUUAUGAGGAGUGUAAAGUUGUGUUCAUCUUUGAUGGUCUGGAUGAAAGCAGAAUCACACUGAUGUUUUCAGAUGAUCAGAAAGUUUGUGAUGUGACUGAGACUUCAUCAGUGAGUGUGUUGAUGUCAAACCUCAUGAAAGGAGAGCUGCUUCCCUCUGCUCUCAUCUGGAUCACCUCCAGACCAGCAGCAGCCAAUCAGAUCCCCUCCAAAUACAUUAACCGUCUGACAAAAAUUCAGGGAUUCAAUGACAAUCAGAAGGAGGAAUAUUUCAGGAAGAGAAUCAGUGACCAGCAUCAAGCCAGCAGGAUCAUCUCACACAUCAGAAGAGCAAGAAGCCUCCACAUCAUGUGCCACAUCCCUGUCUUCUGCUGGAUCUCAUCCACUGUGCUUCAAAAGCUCCUGAAAGAAGAUCUGAGUGCAGAAAUUCCUCAAACUCUGACUGAAAUGUACAUCCACUUCCUGCUGAUUCAGAUCAACAUGAGGAAUCAGAAGUAUGAAGAGAGAGAUCCAGAGAAACUCCUGCAGUCCAACAGAGAAGUGACUGUGAAACUUGCUGAAGUGGCUUUCAAACAGCUGAUGAAAGGCAAUAUUAUGUUCUAUAAGAAGGACCUGAUUGAGAGCGGCAUAGAUGUCACUGACGCCUCAGUGUAUUCUGGGAUUUGCACUGAGAUCUUUAAGGAGGAAUCUGUGAUUCAUCAGAGGAAAGUCUAUAGCUUCAUUCAUUUGAGCGUUCAGGAGUUUCUCGCUGCCUUCUAUGUGUUUUACUACUACAAUAGACAAACAUCUGUCACAUCCAGGUUUUUUGAUUUAAUUUAUAGUUUAUUGGAAAGUGCAGUAGAUCAAGUCCUUGAGAGUAACAAUGGGCACCUGGAUCUAUUCCUGAGGUUCCUGCUGGGCAUCUCACUGGAGUCCAAUCAGAGACUCUUACAGGAUCUACUGACACACACAGAGAACAGCUCAGAGAGCAUCAGGAGAACCACACAGUACAUUAAAGACAAGAUCAAAGAUGGACAUGGACUCUCCACUGAAAGAUCCAUCAAUCUGUUCCUCUGUCUGCUGGAAGUGAAAGAUCAGUCUCUGUCCAGAGAGAUUCAGGAGUUUGUGAAAUCACACAAACACUCACAGAAGAAACUCUCUCCUGCUCAUUGCUCAACAAUCGCCUACAUGCUUCAGAUGUCAGAGGAAGUUCUAGAUGAACUGGACCUCAAGAAAUACAACACAUCAGAUGAGGGGAGAAGAAGACUGAUACCAGCUGUGGUCAACUGCAGAAAAGCUCUUUUUGCUGACUGUAAUCUCACUGGUGAACAUUAUGAAAUUGUAUCAUCAGCUCUACAAUCCUCAAACUCUGUCUUAAGAGAGCUGGAUCUGACUAACAAUGACCUACAUGAUUCAGGAGUGAAGCUGCUCUGCGAUGGACUGAAGAAUUCAAACUGUCAGCUGGAGAUACUGAGGUUGUCUGGCUGUAUGGUGACAGAGGAAGGCUGUGGUUAUUUGUCUUCAGCUCUGAGUUCAAACCCCUCACACCUGAGAGAGCUGGAUCUGAGCUACAAUCACCCAGGACAAUCAGGAGUCCAGCUGCUCAAACACAAACUGGACGAUCCAAACUAUAAACUGCAGAUACUGAAUAUGGACCAUGGAGGAGAGACCAGGAUUUCACCAGGUCUGCGGAAAUAUGCUUGUGAUCUCACACUGGAUGGAAACACAGCACAUGAUAAACUCUUCCUGUCUGAGGAGAACAGGAAGGUGACACGAGUGGAAGAUCAUCAGGCGUAUCCUGAUCAUCCAGACAGAUUUGACGGCUUUGAGCAGGUUCUGUGUAAAGAGAGUCUGACUGGACGCUGUUAUUGGGAGGCUGAAUGGAGUGGAAGGGGAGCUGAUAUUUCAGUAGCUUAUAAAGGAAUCAGGAGGAAAGGGCUGAGUGAAGACUGUUGGUUUGGAUACAGUGAAAUGUCCUGGAAUCUGUAUUGCUCUAGCAGAAGUUAUUCAGCUUGUCACAAUCUAAAGCAAACAGAUAUACCUUCUCCUUCAUCGUCUAAUAGAGUAGGAGUGUAUCUGGACUGGUCGGCUGGCACUCUGUCCUUCUUCAGUGUCUCUGACACACACACACUCACACACUUACACACAUUCAACACCACAUUCACUGAACCCCUCUAUGCUGGAUUUAAGGUUUAUCCAGACUCCCCUGUGUUGUUGCAGGUGAACAGCAAAUCCCUAUAGACAUACAUAAACACAGUUCUCCUCUGGCCAGGCAAAACCAGGGCCAGCACUGGCCAAUUUGUCACGCCCCUUGCCUCACAGAAUAAUCAUUUUCUUCAAACAUUCACACAGAAACUGCAUAGCUAGAUAUUUCAAAAGUGCAUCUAAAGAGAGAAAAGUAGGAGUAUAAGUGACUAUUGGGUGUUACGUUACAUUAAAAAAAAAAAAAAAACUAGACCAACAUAAAAUUUGUUCACUAACUUCUACCUCAUCUAGUUUAUUUAUAUGAUUAUUAUUUAUUACAUCACAUUAUCUCUGUCUUUGUCUGGAUUUUCUUUUUUUUUUCCUUCUUCCCUGGGCACCAGAGGGCUUCUGUCUUUUUGACAUAGUGAUAAUUUAUUAGUGAACAUUUUUUACAAUCAGGUAACUGAUGUAUAUGGAACUGUGGCUGUGCAGGGGAAGACAUCAUGCUUUUGUUCUUCUGUAAUUUUCUCCCAUCUGCAUAUAUUAUCAUGGAGCUCAACUAGAGUGACCAUCAAGUUCUUGGUCACCACUCAACCACACAACCAAAGCCCUUCUCCAUCAGUUGAUUAGUUUGGCCAGGAGGCCAGCUCUAGAAAGAGUCCUGGUUGUUUUAAACUUCUUCAAUUAAGGAUAACAGAGACUACAUGCUUCUGUGAACCUUCCAUACUGCAGAAAGUUUUCAAUUCCUUGGACUUUAUGGCUUUGUUUUGUGCUCUGACAUGUACUGUUAACUGUGGGACCUUAUAUAGACAGGUGUGUGCCUUUGCGAAUCAUGUCCAAUCAACUGAACCAAAUCAAACUACCACAGAUGGACUCCAGUCAAUUUGUAGAAACAUCUCAAGGAUGAUCAGUGAAUAUAGGAUGCACCUGACCUCAAUUUUGAGUGUUACGGCAAAGGCUGUAGAUUGUCUUUGUACAUGCGAUUUUUUUUUUCUUUUUUCUUUUUUCCAUUUGUAAUAAUUUUGUGCAGAUUUAAAAAACAUAAAAAAUAAAAAAAAUAAAAUUAUAUAUAUAUAUAUAUAUAUUGUUUGUAGAAUUUUGAGGAAAACAAUGAAUUGAAUUAAUUUUGGAAUAAGGCUGUGACAUAAUAAAAUGUGGCAAAAAUGAAGUGCUUUCCAGAUGCACUAUAUGUAAAUCCCACUGACAUCUAAGGAUUCAUCAGUAGUAUUGUAGUAGGGAACAUGACCCAGUUUUAUAGGGUAUAUCAACACUCCUGACUAUAAGUGCAGAUCUGAAAUCAUCCAGCUGUGCACAAUUUUUAAGAUCUUUUUGGUUUCUACAUUUCUCAUCUGAAAGAGCGCUGCAUUCAUAAUUUGUGUGUGUGUGUGUCCAUUCUCUGAUUCAUAUGCACAUAGAAAAGAUUGUAGGAUCAAAUAUAAGAUGAUUUCUACACACUUCAUAAAUACAUUGCAAUCACAAAUGAAAGCCCAAUUAAUUUAAUAAAAAUGUAAUUAAAACUUCCAUA